Acomys russatus (golden spiny mouse) is the source of this 1987-nucleotide messenger RNA. It is a transcript of the gene Edar, whose product is annotated as ectodysplasin A receptor. Lineage: Eukaryota; Metazoa; Chordata; Mammalia; Rodentia; Muridae. Gene Ontology annotation, biological process: positive regulation of canonical NF-kappaB signal transduction; positive regulation of JNK cascade. Gene Ontology annotation, molecular function: signaling receptor activity. The coding region runs from base 5 to 1291 and encodes 428 amino acids. The record is from RefSeq and is a predicted model, not a curated record. The transcript is spliced from 10 exons. Gene Ontology annotation, cellular component: plasma membrane.
UCUGAUGUGCUCGGCCAAGGCAGAGGACUCCAACUGUGGUGAGAAUGAAUACCACAACCAGACUACCGGGCUGUGCCACCAGUGUCCUCCCUGCAGACCAGGCGAGGAGCCCUACAUGUCCUGUGGAUACGGCACCAAAGACGACGACUAUGGCUGUGUGCCCUGCCCUGCAGAGAAGUUUUCCAAAGGAGGUUACCAGAUAUGCAGGCGCCACAAGGACUGUGAGGGCUUUUUUCGAGCCACUGUGCUGACACCAGGGGACAUGGAGAAUGAUGCUGAGUGUGGCCCAUGUCUCCCUGGCUACUACAUGCUGGAAAACAGACCGAGGAACAUCUACGGCAUGGUCUGCUACUCCUGCCUCUUGGCACCUCCCAACACCAAGGAAUGUGUAGGAGCCACUUCCGGAGUUUCUGCUCACUCCUCCAGCACUUCUGGUGGCAGCACCUUAUCCCCCUUCCAGCAUGCUCACAAAGAGCUGUCAGGCCAAGGACACCUGGCCACCGCCCUGAUCAUCGCCAUGUCUACCAUCUUCAUCAUGGCCAUCGCCAUUGUCCUCAUCAUUAUGUUCUACAUCAUGAAGACUAGGCCUUCAGCCCCAGCCUGCUGUACCAGCCCCCCAGGAAAGAGCGCAGAAGCCCCAGCUAGCACACAUGAGGAGAAAAAGGAGGCCCCAGACAGUGUGGUGACUUUCCCUGAGAAUGGUGAAUUCCAGAAGUUGACAGCAACACCCACAAAGACCCCCAAGAGCGAGAAUGAUGCCUCCUCUGAGAACGAGCAGUUGCUGAGUCGCAGUGUGGACAGUGAUGAGGAGCCAGCUCCAGACAAGCAGGGGUCCCCAGAGCUAUGCCUGUUGUCACUAGUUCACCUGGCCAGGGAGAAGUCUGCAGCCAGUAACAAGUCUGCUGGGAUCCAAAGCCGAAGGAAAAAGAUAUUGGAUGUGUAUGCCAAUGUGUGUGGUGUUGUUGAAGGUCUCAGCCCCACAGAGUUGCCAUUUGAUUGCCUUGAGAAGACAAGCCGAAUGCUUAGCUCCACGUACAACUCUGAGAAAGCAGUUGUGAAAACAUGGCGCCACCUUGCCGAGAGCUUUGGACUGAAGAGGGAUGAGAUCGGGGGCAUGACCGAUGGCAUGCAGCUCUUUGACCGCAUCAGCACUGCGGGCUACAGCAUCCCAGAGCUGCUCACGAAGCUGGUGCAGAUCGAGCGGCUAGAUGCUGUGGAGUCCUUGUGUGCAGACAUACUGGAGUGGGCCGGGGUUGUGCUACCGGCCUCUCCGCCUCCAGCUGCAUCCUGAGGAGUGUGCCUUGGACUGUCCUCCCUGGGACCAGCUGGGGAAUGAGGCCAUUGCAGCUGUGAGUGAUGCCAUUGGACUGCCAAAACGCAAGGCUUUUCCUGGUGAGUCACUGUAUUCCUUGGGCUGCCCGAAGGAGCCCGCUGAGCACUCAAAUGAACCAAAUCAUGUGGGGUGGCACAGGUGAAGAAUCUGAGCCCGUCUUUUAAAGAGGCACUUGGAAGAUAGAGGACAUGGUACCAUGUCACCAGAAGGGAUGCUAAGAAAAUGUAGCAAAAGUUCUAAGAAGUGAUGACGUCUCAUGGAGUUAAAAAUGGGGGCAUCCUAAUGAAGAAAGUGGCUUGAAGGUUUUAGUAAAAUGGUUACAAAGUACAGACAUCCCACUUCCUGCAUUGCUUCAGACUGAGCAGUUUGUUGGCAUGCCCUAUAGGCUUCAGGGGUAACCUGACCCAUGUUUGCAGUCACCCACGGUGAUACAAGCCUUGCAGUCACUAGUGGAAGAACUUGUGGUAAGUUGCUGACACACAAGGCACAUCUUCCCAGCCAAAAGUAUGGGCAGGUUUAGCCUCCAGCACCACUCACAGACACAGCAGGUACAAUGUGUCAGGCUGGCUUUACUUCAGAUAGGUGUGUGUCCUUCUCUAGGAAGGGAAAUGGCGACUUGCUAAGAGUUUGACCAUGCCUGAUUCUAGAUUUGAG